Messenger RNA from Caenorhabditis bovis, 3594 nucleotides. The record is from the annotation of a GenBank genome assembly. Lineage: Eukaryota; Metazoa; Nematoda; Chromadorea; Rhabditida; Rhabditidae.
AUGGAAGAUGUACCUGAUAUGGACGAUCUUCUGGAUGAAAUGGAAGCCGACUUGGUGCCGAAAAAUCGUCCAAAACCAACACCAACCGUUAGUGAGAAAUAUGUAAAGGUUCCAAAAGUUUUUCCGAACGAAAACUUAAAUCCAGAAAUGACGGGUGCGAUUACGUUAAACAUUAAAAAACCACCGCCCGCGUUCGUUCCACAACCGAUCAUUUCAAAAAUUCAUUUUGAAACGGAGAAGGAAGUUAAACCAGAGGAAAUCAAUCAUCCAGAAAAAUUGCCGGAAGUCCAAGAGGAGACUGAUAGCGAAUACAAGGAAGUUUUGGCAUACUUGAAUGGGUUUGAAGACCAAAAACCCAGCCCAAUUCCGGAAACAAUUCAAGAUUUGUCGCUUUUAAAUCACGGCGAGCAUAUAGAAAACAGUUUCGAAAUUGAGAUUGAAAAGGUUGCUGGAUCAAUUGCGAAACAAAUCCUUCAGGCGGUUCCUGAAGAAGUUGUUGAAAUUGUCAGAGAGAGAGAAGAUCUUCAUAAGGAAGUCAUCUGUAAACCGGUUAUUGAUAAACACUCGGAACCAGAAUUUGACAAUGACGAACCGAAAGAUCAAAUUGAAAUAUUUGAAGACGAGAAAACAACUCUAGCGGAGCCUGAAACGGAUGAUUUAAAUGAACAGAUUGAUGAAUCGAAACGAGAAGACGAUUUAGAAGUCACCGUUGUAGAGAAAUGCAGGGAAAUUGACGAAGGUGAUCUUGUUCCUGACCAAUCGGAAGCUGAUGUUGAGGAACCAGAAAAAAUAAAUUCAAAUGAAUCUGAAGAAGUUCACGAAACCGCGCAGCCCGAAUCGAACUCAGCGGAAGUUAAAGAAGAGGCGACUGAGGUGUCGCCGGCAAUUUCUUUAAACUCAUUAAUAACCGAAGAAAUGUGCGAACUUGAGCAGCCGCCAUACACAACACAAGUUAUUCAAUUUGAGAGUCAAGAUAAUUCUUCUAAUUUGUCAUACGAAUUGCACGAGGAAACAGAAGUUCAUAGGGAAGAUAAUCAGAAUGAAAGGCAACAACUUGAAAUUUCACUUCUUAAUUCUGGAAAUGAUAUGGAAGGUGUUAUGGAAGGAUUGGAAGUUGCUUCUUCUCCAGCUCAGGUUUCUAAUUCGAGCGACGUUCAAAUUGCAGUUGUUGAAAGUUUUGACGAGGAGGACGUGGAAAACAGGCCUCGUUUUGAUUCCAUCGCCACUGUUCAUGUGCUAAAUGAAUCGGAUUCGGAAGAUUCGGCAAAUGCUCAUGGAAGAGAGCGACGAUUGACGGAAAGUGAACUGCAACUUGGAAAGACGUGCCCGUAUUGGAUUCCGGACGCGGAUUGUCCGCUUUGUAUGCUGUGUAAUGCCAAAUUUACUAUAAUAACCCGCCGACAUCAUUGUCGAGCUUGCGGACGAGUUCUUUGCGGAUCGUGCUGUAAUGAGAAAGCGGUUUUGGAAUAUCUUUUGGAGCCCGGAAAAAAACCACAACCUGUUCGAGUUUGCAAACCGUGCUCCAAUAUGCUGACAAGAAUCCAAUCAUAUGAAGACGAGGAGCUUUCUAGAAGGCAGCAGAGUGUUCAAGGCGAGCCGAGCAAUGAGACUCGUGACGAUCACCAGCUGCCGCCGCAGCAGCCAGCGGUUCCAAAAGGUGUUCUGAAGACGCGACAAAAUUUACACAAUCAGGAUCAAGAUGCUUCGUCUUCCACGUCACCUCCGGAUGUAAAUAUCUCAAUUGGAUCGAGCAGUGGUGGCGUUGGAGAAGUCGCGUGUUCAAAUAGAAGGAGUGUUGUGUUUCGAGAUGGAGUUCGACCAGGCGCACCGAGCGAUGAAGCGGAAGCUGAGCAACGGGCGACAGCUUUGAAGCCGAAAAAGAAGCCAAGAAAACGGAGCGCCGUCGUUCGUCGAAUAGCCGAACUUCGAAUGGAAGAUGAAUUGGCGUGCGCAUUACCGAAUGAGAAACGAAAAUCUGUUCUUAUAAUGCGAUCCGAGGAUAAUUUAAUGGACUUGAUAAGCCCUGUGAAAGUUUGGGAAAAACUCAAAGAGUUCAACGCGGUCAAUUUCGUUCUUAAAAAGAAUUUGAUAUGUGUCGUGCAGGCUGUUAAAGUUAACGAAACAGAACAUGCGUUCGCUGUUUCGACGCGUGGAUUCGCCCAAAUUGGUCUUGAUGAGAUAUUUAUUGCAUGGACUAUGACCGAUGAGGAAAAGGCGAGAUUCUCGUCGAACGCCAAUGGUCCCCAGGAUGUCACCGAAGCGCUUUCAUUUCUACCACUCAACGUAUUACACCGAAUAUCUUAUAUGUACACAAAUUCAACGGAAAUGGAAUAUGCCGGAGUGAGAAUGGUCUCAACACGAUUUGCCAGAGUGAAUAGUGUUCCCGAAUCGACUCACCCACUUCCGCAGCAUAUUCUGAUGUUUAGACCAACCGUGCAGGAUUUUUCGAAGUUUGUCAUUCCUCCGAAUCCGUUUAUUGUGGCGUGCUUUUUACACAACGACGAGCUGCAAUGGGCCACCGCUUGCCCGUAUAGGCUGCUUAAUCGGCUAGGAUUGAAAUAUGGAUGCUUCCCAACGCCAAUUGUGAAUAAAAUUGGAAGACCGUCAAUGUACAGUUUGGAGACUUCUGGCACUGUGCUGAAGAUGUUCAACGACUUUCGAAAUUGGUCAUACCAGAUGAAAUAUAUACCUGGAUGCACUGCGAUGUUAACAAAUGAAUCGACGAUUAUUCGAAUACCGACAUCAUCGCUAACAGAGCUCAAAGAGGUCAUUCAGUAUAAUAGAACGAUGAUGGCUUGGGGAUGCGAAUAUUCUGCAAAACAUGAUAGCAUGCUGAUUUGCGAUCAAACGAACGACGGGACGUAUACGACGCAAGUGUUGGCGAGAUUUGAUGGACAACGAACUGCGACAGGCGCUUGCUUUGUGAUUCUUGAUGGCGGCUCAAAAGUGAAUUCGCUUCAAGUGUCGGUUAUCGAGGACGGUGUCGCUGUUCGUGUACAAACGGAUCGAUUGGAGACGAUUUUGGACGAAAUCCAACAAGGAAUUGACUGUGUGGAAACGACGAAAGGAAUGGAGUUUCGAAUAGAAUUCUAUUCCGAAUCUGACGAUGUGACCACUGCGUUUUCACCGAAAUCGCUUAUCGAUGGAAGAUGUUUAAUGAAUAAAUAUCAAUAUGGAUUGUCGUUGGAAAGAGCGUUGACUCAAGUCCUCCAAAUUCAAGGAAUUAAUCAUUAUGGGAUUCGACUAUCGCACGUUUUCAAUAUGAGAGACGGGCGAUUGUCGCCAGAAGAGGAGCCAAGAAUUUACGGAAUGACCGAAAUAGCGGCUAGAGAGUGUGUUUCGAUGUUGGAGCCGUAUUUGGCAUCGCUAAUUGCCUCCAACGUCAUGAGCGUUGCUAUUCGUCUUUUGGUGGCGAUUGAUCAAAUCGAGUACAGCGUUUCGCCAUGGAAUGGUCUCGAUGAGGAGAACAUGAUGUUCAAGCAGAGUUUGGAUCAGCUCAUCCCAUUGCUCUAUAAUAUGACGGACUAUGUGGCGAACGGGUUCGAGGUUGAGCUGGUGCUCUCGAUUGUGUCGACGAGAGCUCUUCCGAUCUAA